AUGAGUUCAACAACUUCCAUCAAACAACCCGUCAACCCAUUGAAGAAACGCCGCAUUGCCGUUUUGACCUCCGGCGGCGAUGCCCCCGGUAUGAACGGCGCUGUCCGCGCCGUCGUGCGGAUGGCUAUCCAUAGCGGAUGUGAAUCGUUUGUCGUACAUGAAGGCUAUGAGGGAUUGGUUGCCGGCGGAGAUUUAAUCAAGCAGAUGCACUGGGAGGAUGUACGCGGCUGGCUAUCACGCGGAGGCACGUUAAUCGGAUCUGCUCGCAGCGCCAGAUUCCGUGAGCGUGACGGUCGUCUGCAGGCUGCAAAGAACAUGGUUCUCAAGGGCAUCGAUGCUCUAGUUGUCUGCGGAGGAGACGGCAGUCUGACAGGUGCCGAUCUCUUCCGCUCGGAAUGGCCGAGUCUGCUCCAGGAGCUUGUUAAAAAGGGCCAAUUGACAGAAGACCAGGUUCUGCCAUACACAACAUUGAACAUCGUGGGCUUGGUAGGCUCCAUUGACAACGACAUGUCCGGCACAGACGCAACUAUCGGCUGCUACUCUUCUCUUACUCGGAUCUGUGAUGCCGUUGACGAUGUCUUCGACACGGCCGCAUCCCACCAGCGAGGGUUCGUCAUUGAGGUCAUGGGAAGACACUGCGGUUGGCUCGCGCUCAUGUCCGCCAUCAGCACAGGCGCCGACUGGCUUUUUAUUCCAGAGAUGCCGCCGCGUGAUGGCUGGGAAGAGGACAUGUGUACUGUUAUUACCAAGAACCGUGAACGAGGUAAGCGACGAACAAUCGUCAUCGUUGCCGAAGGUGCCCAGGACCGCCAUCUCAACAAGAUCUCUUCCACCGCAGUGAAGGAUCUUCUCAGCACUAGACUAGGGCUCGAUACUCGAGUGACUGUCCUUGGACACACACAACGUGGCGGUGCUGCCUGUGCUUACGACCGGUGGUUGUCUACGCUUCAAGGCGUAGAGGCCGUUAAGGCUGUACUCGAUGUCAAGCCAGACUCUCCGUCUCCAGUGAUCGUGAUUCGUGAAAACAAGAUUGAGAGGAUGCCGCUCAUGGAUGCGGUCCAGCAGACCAAGGAUGUUACUGCUCGUAUUCACGCCAAGGAAUUCGAUCAAGCGAUGGAUAUGCGUGACUCCGAGUUCAAGGAAUAUUAUAGUGCAUACAUGAACACCACCACGGUAGACCAUCCCAAGUUACUGCUUCCGGCAGAAAAACGAAUGCGCAUUGCCAUCGUUCAUGUUGGCGCUCCCGCUGGUGGCAUGAACCCAGCAACGCGGGCAGCCGUUGGCUAUUGCUUGACUCGCGGUCACACUCCUAUUGCCAUUCACAACGGCUUUCCUGGCCUUUGCCGCCAUCACAACGACACGCCCAUCAGCUCAGUGCGCCAGGUGGAGUGGCUAGAAUCGGAUAACUGGGUCAAUGAGGGAGGUUCUGAAAUUGGAACUAACAGAGGACUACCGGGCGACGACCUCGAGGCCACGGCUAGAGCAUUUGAAAAAUACAAGUUUGGUGCGCUCUUCAUUGUCGGUGGAUUUGAAGCGUUCACUGCAGCUAGUCAGCUACGAAAGGGCAGAGAAUUCUACUCGGCAUUCAAAAUCCCGACUGUCGUGUUACCAGCAACAAUUUCCAAUAACGUUCCUGGCACAGAAUAUUCGCUUGGUAGCGACACCUGUCUCAAUACACUGAUUGAUUUCUGUGAUGCCAUUCGGCAAUCGGCAUCGUCCUCUCGGCGGCGGGUUUUCGUUGUUGAAACCCAGGGCGGAAGAUCUGGAUACAUAGCAACCACGGCCGGUCUUUCCAUUGGUGCCGCGGCUGUGUACAUUCCUGAAGAAGGUAUCAACAUCAAGAUGCUAGCGAGAGAUAUCGAAUUCCUCCGAGCCAACUUUGCAUCCGAUCGCGGAGCGAAUCGCGCCGGUAAGAUCAUCCUACGCAACGAAACCGCCUCGCAAACCUACACGACACAGGUGAUUGCGGAUAUGAUUAAGGAAGAGGCCGGUGGUCGCUUCGAAUCUCGUGCGGCUGUUCCAGGCCACUUCCAGCAGGGAGGCAAGCCGUCGCCAAUGGACCGCGUGCGUGCUCUACGGAUGGCAAUCAAAUGCAUGCAACAUUUGGAGUCUUUUGUAGGCAAGUCGCCAGACGAAAUUGCCCAGGAUGAAUUCUCAUCCUCGGUGAUUGGCGUCAAGGGCUCGCAGGUGCUGUUCUCCCCCAUGGGUGGACCGGGCGGUCUCGAAUUCACAGAUACCGACUGGGAUAAACGCCGCCCGAAGAACGAGUUCUGGCUCGAAUUGCAGGGACUGGUCGAUAUUCUUAGUGGGCGCUCUCAUAAAUACUCGACCCUGGUUGAGACCAAUAACCCCCGAGAGAACUGGGGCUGUUUUGAAACUACGUGA
This is a messenger RNA of Talaromyces atroroseus, 2385 nucleotides long. Its product is annotated as ATP-dependent 6-phosphofructokinase. The coding region runs from base 1 to 2385 and encodes 794 amino acids. Gene Ontology annotation, molecular function: 6-phosphofructokinase activity; AMP binding; monosaccharide binding. Gene Ontology annotation, biological process: canonical glycolysis; fructose 1,6-bisphosphate metabolic process; fructose 6-phosphate metabolic process. The transcript is spliced from 2 exons. Gene Ontology annotation, cellular component: cytoplasm; mitochondrion; 6-phosphofructokinase complex. Lineage: Eukaryota; Fungi; Ascomycota; Eurotiomycetes; Eurotiales; Trichocomaceae. The record is from RefSeq and is a predicted model, not a curated record.